Aspergillus sclerotioniger CBS 115572 is the source of this 2004-nucleotide messenger RNA. RefSeq lists its product as uncharacterized. The transcript has a single exon. The record is from RefSeq and is a predicted model, not a curated record. NCBI's taxonomy places the organism in Eukaryota, Fungi, Ascomycota, Eurotiomycetes, Eurotiales, Aspergillaceae. Bases 67 to 1980 code for a protein of 637 amino acids.
CUUACUAUGUAGGUCUUUGGCGAGCAUUUUAACCUUCUUCCCCAUCUGUUCAAUAUUUGAGUCAUUAUGCCAUCUCCGACACAACGUAUAUUGCUGGAAACUUUGAACGGUCAGCAUGAUACUUACGUGGAUGUCUCCGAGGCUGAGCCUUUGAACGUGCAGAAUUCCUGUGAGCCGAGAGACACAGUGGUCAACAAACUGACAGACAAUGUUGAUUUCCCCGAUCAAGCAUGGAAAGCAGGACGGACUAUGAAAGUAUUGGUCACAAUAUCAGCUCUGCUCCCUUUGCCCCUGUGUCUGUAUCUGCUUUAUCGCAUCAAUUUUGGAGCCGGCAUUACCGGCUCUCCGUUGCAAUUCGUGGAGAACAAUCGAGCAUCCCUGCAAAUAAUUGUCUCCCUUCUAUCGGCUAUGCUCUCGAUAAUGAAUGUGUUUGUACGCACUACCAUUCUCAAGUUCAUGUGGCAGGUUCGGUUCAUGAAGUCCUAUAUCUCGAUGACCGACCUCAAAUUUUUCGAAGCGAUUGUCUCUCGACACUUUGGCGUGGAUCAUCCUGGCACUCGAAGACUGAGUUUGCUCAUUAUCCUUCUCAGUCUGCCCUCGUUUUUAUGGGUUGGCCCAUUGACUCCCGUUCUUACAACAGAGACAACCUCCAUCGAGGGUGGACUGCAAAUCCCAGCAUACUCCAAUGCAUCGGGCACGAACUGGGACAACAACGAUUUUGCGUUUCUGCAAGACUGCACAUCCUAUGUCGAGUACCAGGUGAUGUUUAGCAAAUGCCCCGCGGCAUCACUCUCAGGACAACUGCUGACCUCCGCAAGCCAGGCAUCAAUUACCAAACAAUUCAACUCAUUGCACCUCCAAGCAAAGAACGACAACACUCAGUAUUCAUAUGCCGGUCGGUCAUAUGGCGUUGGAUCAUCCGUAGGCUUCCAAUCCUUCAGCCAUUAUUCAACUUCAAACAUCACGUCCUACAGCUACUUCGAACCGGGAUACCAAACUUCAGUGAGAUGCAUCCACAAUUCGAGCAGCCAAUGGCACCUUCAGGAAGUGACUGCUGGUAAUGCCGGGGCAGGGAUUCCUUGGAUAUACUAUGCUAUUGGUACUUUUCCAAAUACCCACCCGGGAGCAGGGGCAGGCUUUUUCUCCGUGACAGGCCUGGGUGGAGAUGCUUCGAUUGUGGCGCUCGAGACCCGAGUCGAUGAAGGACAGCAUGUCAUCCAACUGGCAGCAGGCGAAAACUAUUCGUACUUGAACCAAACCCAGUGCUGGAUCACCUAUGCGCCUACUUUGUUUCAAGUUGAUGUCACGGUUUUUAGCAGGAUUAUAAUUGUGAGACCUAUAGUCGAGAGCCAAUUCGAUCCCACUGGAGGCCUUGCAGCGACCGGGACAUAUCAAUUAGGCGCAGUAGGUCGAAUUAACACCUCGCUGUAUAUCUCUCUGAUUGGCCAGGCUCUCAAGUCCAACAUCGAUCUCUACAGAGUCGAUAACUUUACAGCCCUUGCUGACUCCAUGGCCGCCAUGAUUGAUGACAUUCUCGUUUUUGUGGGCAGUGCCCAAUAUUAUAUCACGCAAGACACGCAGAAGACCAAUGUGGCGAUCACUUAUAAUGCCUUGAAACUUGGAAAAGCCAGGUACAUAUAUGCCACCUGUGCUGUAUGUAUAGUAUUGUUGCUCCUGGCUACUGUUGUGGACUUGAUCCGGACACACUGGUGGCGACAACUGCCAAGAUUCGACUUUACUGAUAUGCCGUCCGUCAUCACAGGAAGUGCAAUUGCAGGAAAGCAGAUCAUGCGAUUCUCCAACGAAGAAAAAGAUGAUUCUAAACGUCCACGCGAGUUUGAAGUCAAUUCGGAUAUCCUUUUGCGGUUGGGUUCGGUGUCCGUUUCGAUGGAGACAGUGGCCGGGGGGUCGAAGACUCGGGAACAAGUCGCAGCGAUUGGGAUGGUUCCUCCCCCAUUGUAUUCAAUCCACGAGUACUAGCUCUGAGAAAAUACUUAUCCUAGG